Molecule: messenger RNA, 1470 nt
Organism: Capsella rubella
Lineage: Eukaryota; Viridiplantae; Streptophyta; Magnoliopsida; Brassicales; Brassicaceae
Product: putative U-box domain-containing protein 46
Exons: 2
Coding region: 1-1371 (456 amino acids)
Biological process (GO): protein ubiquitination
Cellular component (GO): cytoplasm; nucleus
Molecular function (GO): ubiquitin-protein transferase activity
Source: RefSeq, a predicted model, not a curated record
AUGGCGGACGUGACUGAAGCGAACGCUGACGAGACUCUGGAGUUGCACAAGGUACUGACGGAGAUUUUCCACGACGGAGUAGGAGGCAAAGAUCAUCGAGUCGAGACUGAUGAAGGAGUCUUGAAAACAAUUGAUGAGGCUGUUAUUAGAAUUCUUACUUGUCUAAGGGAAGUUGAGUCGAAUAAGCCACCGGUGGAAGUGCCGACAGAGUUUAUAUGUACACUCUCCAAUACGAUCAUGAUCGAACCUGUGAUCAUCGCUUCCGGCCAGACUUAUGAAAAGAGAGACAUCACAGAGUGGCUGAAGCAUAACAAUAUAUGUCCCAAAACCGAAGCAGUCCUCACUCACUUGUUUUUGACACCCAACCAUUUGAUCAAUGACUUGAUUACGCAGUGGUGUCUUGUUAACAAAGUUGAUCGGCCAAAACCAUCUGAUGAUGAUAUCAUAGUGACUGAGCUAUCCACUGGUGAAAUCGAAUCAUUGCUUCUGCGUAUUUCCUCUCCCUCCUCGGUUUCAGAUCAGAUAGAAGCUGCAAAAGAGCUUAGCCGCCAGACCAAGAAAUAUGUCAACGCACGUGUCUUCUUUGUCACGGAACUCCCUGAUUCGAUCACCAGGUUGCUCUCUGUAUUAGGCGAUGACGUAGACGCCAAUCCUGAUCUACAAGAGAAUAUCAUGACAUCAUUGUUGAACAUCUCGACUGUUGAGAAUUACCAAACAGUGAUUGCUGAGCAUCCUCAGGUGAUGCCACUGCUUACAAAGUCUCUGCAGAAGGGGACAGAGGAAACAAAAAACGUCUCUGCAAAGACUUUGUCGACACUUUCAGGCAUUGAUUCCAACAGGAUCAUCAUCGGGAACUCGGAAGCACUCAAGGCUUUGAUAGAUCGUAUCGGGGAGCCGGCUGACGACAUAGGUGAAGCUGCUUACGCUGUUUACAAGCUCUGUCUUGACUCGCAGCAGAACACGAGAAAGGCGAUUUCAGAGGGUUUGAUUCCCGCAAUAGUCAAAAAUAUCAGAGUAGGAAGAAACGUGGAGGAGAUGGUAUCUGUCUUGGCACCGAUAUCUUCAAACAGCAGGGCUCAGGGUAUAAUAGAGGAGUUAGAGAUUGUCUCUGACGUGAUGGAGAUCUUGAGGAACACAAGUUGCAUGGUGACUUGUGAGAACGCUUUAGAUACCGUCAUCAACAUGUUUGGUAAAAUCAAAGGCAUGCAUAGACACUCAAUGCUCAGCAACGAGGAGACUCCACACGGGACAUUUGGGAAGCUUUCAAGGCAAGGAUCAGAUGGUGUGGUCAGAAAAGCUAAAUAUAUUUCACGGUGGAUCAGGAUUUUCACUCUGUCCGAAUCUCUCCGAAUAGUGCGUUAUGAUCACUGAGAGAGAUAUUCAAAAUCAAAACUUCAUCUAGUCAUUGGAUCCUUAUAGCCAUCUCAUAUUCUCUGAUGCAUCAUUUUAACAAUUUGUCUCCCUUUUUCU